This is a messenger RNA of Platichthys flesus (European flounder), 7600 nucleotides long. RefSeq names its product glucocorticoid receptor. Gene Ontology annotation, cellular component: nucleus. Bases 534 to 2960 code for a protein of 808 amino acids. The record is from RefSeq and is a predicted model, not a curated record. Gene Ontology annotation, biological process: regulation of DNA-templated transcription; nuclear receptor-mediated glucocorticoid signaling pathway. Lineage: Eukaryota; Metazoa; Chordata; Actinopteri; Pleuronectiformes; Pleuronectidae. The transcript has 10 exons. Gene Ontology annotation, molecular function: steroid binding; DNA-binding transcription factor activity; zinc ion binding.
CAGUUGAGUGAGCCAGGGCAGUACGGCUGAAUUAUAUAACUUUAAAGUACUCACGGGGUUUAAUGGCGCAACAGCGGAGGACAGCGCCUCAGAGCCGUCGCUCCAUCGCGGAUUUGUCCUGAAUUUCGUUGGGCACAAAGUGAUCCAUCACCACCGUCGCUUCUUUUUUCCUCCCCUGCACCGGCGACGUGUGUUAAAAGUUACCGACACAUCGAGCCCAGGCUGGGGCGCGCGCACGAUGGAUCGCUAAACUCCCGCGGGGUCAGCGACGCUCCUCUCGACUCGAGUUCGGAACAGUUCAACGCGGCGGACGAUGUGUUCCUGCCCCACGGCCGGAGAGGCAGCGACGGACGCGGCUGACAUUUCAAUGCGCAACGCUCCCGCGAGGAAGGGGCUUCAUCCGAGGGCUUGACUGGAUCGGUGGACGCUGCGUAAUUUCUCCGAAUAUUGUUCCUCCAAACUCGGGACCUAAAGCGGGGCAUGACCUGAGCGGCGGGGAGUGCAUUGCCCCCUUUUCACCACAGGAUAAAGAAAUGGAUCAGGGUGGACUGAAGCGCAACGGUAAUCGAGACGACAGCCUGACAUUUGGGGAGACAGCAGUAGGCAGUGACACAGGUGACACGGCUGGUUCGCUGCUGGAGCCCGCUGCGAUGCACCUGCCCAGCCCGGGGUCCCUGGCCCAGCUCACAGUGACCCCGAACGGACGGGCUGCCACCAAAGACGAGGGGGAGUUCGGGGGCCUCUUUGAGUCGCCUCGUGGCCAGUGUGAAGGCUCAGACAUGAAGGAGGGUAAAAUCCUCAGAUUGCAGAAACGACAGCACCGGCCGGAUAUCGCUAUGUUCAACAUGGAGGACAAUAUGCCGUUGCUGAACCAGAGCAUUUCAGACCUUGAACGAACGUCCAGCUCUGUCAUCAGCCUCUCGCACACCUCCGUCCUGGGGAACCUGCCUUUGCCCAACCUUUUCCCCCAGCACAUCAAGCAGGAGGGAGGCUUUUCUCUGGAAAAGGACCUGGGAACCUACGGCGGACAUACAGGCGGCGGGCCGUGCGAUUUGGAUGGCAACAACGGUCGCCUUCUUGAGGAUACAGAGAUUUGGCAAGACCUGGACCUUCCUAAUUCAUUGCCAGAAAUCAGUGAUUUUGAGCUGGAUUCAGAAGUGGCACACUUGGAUAACAUCCUACAUGACAGCAGCGGCAGUGGCAGUCCUGCUGACGGCUUGCUCAAGGAAACAAAGGCUCUGAUGGGUAACGGAGGAAAUUGUACCAAUGUGAAUGGCACGGACAGGCAGCACCAAUUACAGCAGCAUCAACACCAGCAGCAGCAGCAGCAGCAGCAUCGCCAGCUGCUGCAGCACCAGCAACAUCAGCUGCAGCAUCAGCAUCAGCAGCCUCCGUCGCUUCUCUCCAGCGUCAUGAUCAAGGAGGAGAAAGACCACGACAGCUCUUUCAUUCACAUCCGCACACCUGGCGUGGUCAAACAGGAGAAGCAGGAGAACGGCAGCUUCUGCCAGGCGCAGUGCCUCCAGAGCACCAUGGGCUCCCUGCAGGGAGGAGGCCCCAUGUCCUCGGCCACAGGUGUCGGCACAGGACCUGGCUACCACUACAAAGCCAGCCCGUCCUCCGCCGUGGGCCUACAAGACCAGAAGCCUUUUGGCAUGUUCGCGAACCUGCCUCCACUCGGGGAGAGCUGGACGAGGGGGGGCAGGUUUGGAGAGCCCUCCGGGAUACAGAGGGGCAACGAUGGGCUCCCCUCCGCAGCCAUGGCCGCCUUCUCCGCCAACUUCUGCAGCUCAUCUCCCAGAGCAGGAGAGACCAGCAGCUCUGCAGCGGCAGGCCAGUCCAAGCCCAGUGGUCAGACCCAUAAGAUCUGCCUGGUGUGUUCGGACGAGGCGUCGGGAUGCCACUACGGGGUCGUGACCUGCGGCAGCUGCAAGGUGUUCUUCAAGAGGGCCGUCGAAGGAUGGAGAGCACGACAAAACACAGAUGGCCAACACAACUACCUCUGUGCAGGAAGGAACGACUGCAUCAUAGAUAAGAUCCGAAGGAAGAACUGUCCAGCCUGCCGCUUCAGGAAAUGUCUUCAAGCCGGAAUGAACUUGGAAGCGAGGAAAAACAAGAAGCUGAUCAAGAUGAAAGUGCAGCGCCCCCCCGGAGCGGCGGAGCCCAUCAGCAGCAUGCCGGUCUCCGUCAUCCCCAGGAUGCCCCAGCUCGUGCCCACCAUGCUGUCUGUGCUCAAAGCCAUCGAGCCGGAGGUCAUCUACUCGGGCUACGACAGCACUCUGCCCGACACCUCCACGCGGCUCAUGACCACCCUCAACAGGCUGGGGGGGCAGCAGGUCAUCUCUGCAGUCAAGUGGGCCAAGUCCCUGCCAGGCUUCCGCAACCUGCACCUGGACGACCAGAUGACGCUGCUGCAGUGCUCCUGGCUCUUCCUCAUGUCCUUCAGCCUGGGCUGGAGAUCGUAUGAGCAGUGCAACGGCAACAUGCUCUGCUUCGCCCCCGACCUCGUCAUCAACCAAGAGCGAAUGAAGCUGCCCUUCAUGAACGACCAGUGCGAGCAGAUGCUGAAGAUCUGCAACGAGUUUGUCCGACUGCAGGUGUCCUACGACGAGUACCUGUGCAUGAAGGUCCUGUUACUGCUGAGUACAGUACCAAAGGACGGCCUGAAGAGCCAGGCGGUGUUUGACGAGAUCCGGAUGACGUAUAUCAAGGAGCUCGGCAAAGCCAUCGUCAAGAGAGAGGAGAACGCCAGUCAGAACUGGCAGCGCUUCUACCAGCUAACUAAGCUACUGGACUCCAUGCAGGAGAUGGUCGAGGGCCUCCUCCAGAUCUGUUUCUACACCUUUGUGAAUAAAACCCUCAGCGUGGAAUUCCCCGAGAUGCUGGCGGAGAUCAUCACCAACCAGAUACCAAAAUUCAAAGACGGGAGCGUCAAGCCUCUGCUGUUUCAUCAGAAAUGACUGCCUUAAAAACUGUGAAGCAAUGACUCAGAUCCUCCUCCAAGAGCACAAUACCUGGAGCCCCACGCCUCCCGAUCCGCCCCCCCCCCCCCCCCCGGAAUUUGGCCGGACUACAGUGCAGGGGGGCCCGACUACCGACCUGUGGCCCUUCCUCUCGGCGAACCAGGAAGAAAUUUCGGCCUCCAGAGGAGACAUGUUUCUGGCUCUGAUUGUCAUGUGGGCAGUCUCCGUUCUGGUGAUCUACCCACCCCCCACCCCCCCUGCUCACCUUCUCCUCCCACUUCUUUCCUGCCUCCAUUGUUCUACUGCUUUUCUUAGUGACCUGCCAACUCUUUACAACCAGCGUUUCCUCCUCCCUGGAUCAGCGACCUGCUGUUCCUCUCUGCUCACCUGCCCCGGCCCCGGCCCCAGAUCCACUGUGCGGAGAAUGUAGUGAGCCACUCGCUUGGUGUGGCGUUUCACAGAGAGAGAGGGAGAGAGAGCGGCUGGCGACGAAAGGGGGACAAACAAAACAACGAAAAGCCACACACAGACAAAAAUUUGAAACAUACAAAACAACACAAUCCUUUUUGUCCCCCCCCCCCCCCGGACCCAAGGACAGUGAGGACAAACUGUUUUCAGCUGUUCACCUGACCACGGGAAGAAAAAAAAACAAACCGCCAGAGGAUUGUUGUCCCCCCCUUUUUCUUUUUUCUUUUUUUUGACCUCACAUGCGAGAGUCACGCAAACACAUGCAGACAUGCAGUCACACACAAAAAUGUUUACACAGGAUGUAUCCGAGAAGGGAAAACCAGUGCCUUUUAGCUUUUUGAAGCUCUUCAUAGCCAUCCCCUCUAAACCGUUUGUUUCUUUGCAUAAGAAUGUAACCUCGACAUCCUUCCACAUAUUUUGUCUGUUUCCAGGUUUUCUUUUUUUUUCUUCUCAUGUUGGCAAUUUUCUGUUUUCUUUUCCAAAUUGCCAUUUCAGUGUUUUCAAAAGUGGGCAGCUCUCUCUGCUCGGAUCCCCAGACGUGCACACGAGGACGAUACACUUAGACGCAGAUAGGAGAUGUGAGGAUCUUCAUGUUUUACAAAGCAAACAGUUUCAGCUAAAAGAACUCCAGGAUCACAAAUCUCACAAAAGGUUGAUUCAUGUGUCUUUUUCCCCGGUGUGACGUAUAUUGGAUAAAUAUACCGGAUCUCCCGAUUUACAGAACGUCGAUUAUUUCAACAGAUGUAAUGUUGAUUACACGUCCAGAUAUUUCCGCCUCAUCUCCAGAAGAGCACUCAGUAGAGCACAUGCCUCCGCCAGGGCCCCACAUUCUCAUUCAAGUCAAUCAAGCUGCACCAAAUUUCACACACUCAUAGAAAACAGUCAUCUUAAACGUGGCUGACUUUUUUUUUUUCAUACAGAUUCAUCGGUUAUUCCCAGGAAAAAUCUGUGAUUAGAAAAGAAAGUGAUAGAAAGUUCUGUGGAAAACUGAUCUGUAGCUUUUGCGUUAAACCAACAAUCAGAUAAAUGGACAGGGGGCGAAAAGAUAUAUCUGUGAGCAGAGGGAGAAAAAAAAAAAAAGCAAAAGCUGCUUUGUGCUAAACUGAAACCACUGGGAUAUCGGAUGUUUUGUUAUAUUUAGCAACCGACUGACUUAAAUAUUCCAAUGCUUUGACUAAUCAAGUUUUUAUUCGCUAACUUUUGAAAAUGAGUGCGUGUUGAUGAAAAGCCAUAAGUCAAAACCGUCCUGUCAUCGCCAGCCGCUUUAACCCAGAGGAUCCAGUUUAAUUCACUUAUUUUUUUAAAUACACUGUCAUGGAACUGUCUCCCCUGGUCAGGCCGCCUGUUACUAUCUCAGACAGAGGUGAAGUAUGGACGGGCAUGUUUCCUGGUGUGUGUGUGUGUGUUGCCACCUCAUAAGGUUUCUAAACUGGUUCCAUUUGAAGAGAUAAGGUGUAAUAAUUCUCAAACUUCAACCUACUUAAAGUUUAUGAUUAACUUCACUGUGUAGUUCUCCUGAGGGGGGGGGGGACAUUACCAUAAAGUACCAUUUUAGAUUGAAUCAACCCUUUAAUCAGCUUCAUCUCUGUGUUUGCACAAACCCGACCUGCAGUGAUUAUUAAGCUUUAGAGCUCAACAUGAAUGAUAAGGUAAAUACGUAUAUAUAUAUAUAUAUAUAUAUAUAUAUAUCUAUAUCUCUAUAUAUUUUGUAUAUGGGCUGUAGACAGACAUAAUCAAUGGAGCCUCUGUUCUCGGCGCAAGAUUUCACCUCAAAUAUUUUCAAAUAUUUUUGGAAGAAGAAGACGCAGUUUGGUCCAAAUAAUAUUUUUCGAUCUGAUCUCAGGCCCCGAGUGACUACAUCACCUGGAGGAUUUUCCCGCUAGUGCCAAAUGCAACGUGCAAGCUUUGUGUUUUUGAUUUGUUUUUUUUGUUCUUUCUUUCUCGGAGUUGUGAUCGAGCGAUGAGUCAGUUGUGACUCGACGACACGUGGCCCACAGGCCGAAGGCUCCUCGCUCAUGAGAGGGAUCAGCGUCACACCUACACCAGCUUAAACCUACUGAUUGUUAUCAUUCAAAUUAGUGUUUGUUCAAUUUAUCUUUUUUUCCCAGCAGAUGCACACGAUUUUUUGCAAACUAAGCAGAACUUUCUACUUGUUGUCGGGCAGGUGGUGAUCAGCACUUUGGUACAUUUGCAACAUGAAUAUACGAUUGUAACUUCCUAAUGGGACAGCCAAAGCAAAAACACAUGAACAGUUAUACCCAGCUUCAGCGUGAACACAAUGCCUGCUGCCCCCCCCCCCACACACACACACACACACACUUACACACACACGCAUCAUAAUAGAAGCUGUUCUAUUUUCCAUAACGUUUUUUUGUAACGCCCCUGAAACCCUACAGAUCUUCAGCUGUUCACUCUGAAUGGUACUCGUCCCCACGCGGCGUCUUCAGGUCUGAAUGGCGGCGGACAGACAAGGUAGCGGGUUGUCACAGCUAACAGCACGGCGGGCUCUGGACACACACGAGCCACCAUUCAUUAAGAAGCCAUCAUGGUUCUAAUCAGCCAUUCAGCCAAAGGACGGCCACUCGCACCGGGGAUGGUUCCGUGUGCAGAGCCGGCUCUCAGCCUCACCUGCGGACUCGCUGCUGUGGCCUUGGCGCUUCUAAGAACCGGGGUUUGAUGCCGCUCACGUCCUUGUGGAUGAUUCCCCGAGGUGAGGGGGGGGAGGGGGCGAUUCGACUCAAGUGUGGUCUUAUCUGUUGGGGUAACUUUGCGUACAGUAUUAGUCGUUUCCGAGCCACGGUGCUUCAGAAAACCAGCUUUAACACGUAGACGUAACCAUAUCCCCGCUCACUUCUAAACGGCCAUAGGUGUAUAUAGCAGCGCAGACAUAUCCUCUAAGCAUAAAGUGUCUAUUACUACAAAAUAUUUUUACAUAGACAUAACCUCUAUAUUCCUACACAUUUUCUCUCUUUGCCUUUUAGCUUCAUGUUUGAAUAAAGGCCUUGAGAAAGGGAGACAGCGAGCCAUAGAAAUAAGAUUUCAAAAUCAGGAGACAGAUUAAACCCUAAAGAAAUACCGAUGCUUGUGGAGAUUGAUCUGUUGUAAAGAAGAAACAAAAAAAUAUGACAAUAUUUUCUGCAGUUUUUGAGUACAUCGGCUUGAUCCUCUUUGAUAUAAUAGUUUUGCUCAAAUCCUUUUUGUACAUUGAACGAGUCAAGAAAGUAAAUAUUUUUCUUUUUUUCUGUUUGUUGGUUUGUGUUUGAUUUAAAAAAAAUAAAUAUAAAUUAAAAAAAGAGGUAGACGUGUUGAAUACAUUAGGAAGUGUAAAGCUUUUUUUUUUGUCUUGUGAAGUAAAUGUACAUUUUACGAGUCAAUGGGGAAGUCUACACGAACGCUCACUGUGUUUUAAAUGUUAUGAGGAAAACGUGGGGGGGAGGUUUAGUGUAAUAGAGUGACCAAAGCAGAGGAUUUAAAAUAAAAUAUAGAAAAGAUUUUAACAAACAAAAAGAAGUAUUCAAGUAGUUACAUUUUGAGUAGCACUUAUUAUCCAACUUGUAGUACUUCUAUCUUUAUUCGAAAGGUAUCUUUUGUAAAGGUCAAGGCUUUGGAUCUCGUGUAUACUGCUGUGAGGAUUCACUGGUCACUUUAAAAUAGGAAAAGAAUAAAAAAUAAUACAAAAACCUGUUGAAUCUCCACAUGAAAGUAAAUCUGCCAGAGCCUGAUGGAAUUGCACUACCCUCCAACUGGUUGAUAAAAGUCUAUUUUGUAUAAAAUACAUGCAAAUGUUAUCUUUAAAGUUUAAGGGCAGAUCAUGUUUCAUUGUUAUAUAUGGCUAUGGCUUUCAUCGAAGUCUGUUCUGUUCGUAUUUCAGUUAUGUAAAUGUAAUCCAAUGUAAAAAAGACACAAAAAAAGCAAACACAAAGUAUAACAUGUUUGUUUGAAAAAACAAUAGUUUGUAUAACUUCUGUAUUACACCUCUUCUGUAGUCAGUGUCGAUAUUUUCACCUAUUUGAUUAAAUGUUGAAUUAAGUUAUCUGUGUUGUUCUUUGACAUUUGAAAACCUGUCAGUAACAAUUUUUUCUGUCAUCACUGGUUUAAAGCUGAAAUUCAGAAGAACUGAUUUCUCUUCAGUUCCAACAUCUUACACAAUAAAGUUUUCUGUUUUCCAA